GUCAAGUUCUUAAGAUGGCGGCUGUAAGUGCAGCCUGUGCUUCAUCAAAUCAAAUCUAAAUCGCUGUUUCUCAGAGUGAUUGUGGAAUAAUCUGAAACCAUGGAAUUUGAAACCAUCAACGUCUGAACCUCGUCAUGCUUCAUACCCAAAAAUGUCAUCCAAAAGGUUGCGGCGUGUUCCUGGAAUACGAUCCGAGGUGGUGGAAAGACUAGCAAAGCAUCAGAUAGUCACUUGCAAGGUUAGCUAACUCCUUUGUUAAAAGGUCUGUGAAUAAAUGAGAGUGGAAGCGGUAAGACUCAGACUUUUUUUUAAGCCUAUCGUAAAUGCUUGAAUCCGCGUCCCUACUGUUGGCAAAAAUUUGCAAUGAUAAAAAAUAAGCACCCCUCCCCUUGAAAAAGUGCCCCCUUCCCGUUGCGAAGGCUCCUCCCUACCCCUCAAAUAAGAACCCUUUCCCCUCAAAUAAAUUCCCUUUUUCCCUCAAAGAAGCACCCCCUCCCCCUCAAAUAAGCACCCCCUUCCCCUCGAGAGAGUGCUCCCUUUUCUUUUCCUUAAUUCUCUUAAUGAUUCAGUUGUGGACAAUGUGUAUGUAAGAGUUGAGUUUACGGUCGUGUAUAUGCGUGACUAGCAUAAUUAGGCUUUUUACAUGCAAAAGUGCACAAACAAACGGCCUUGCAAAUGCAUCUUAUUGAGUAUGGAAAUGCAUUUGUAGUUGUUUACCUUGUUUCUCAAUAUUCAGCGACCCAUGUAAAUGAAUAAGUAAGGAACCAAACAAUUAGUCAAGCUCCUGCACUAAUAUUCUACACCUAAAUACAGGUUUGAUUUCUGACUGAUCUCUAUUUUUCUUAUUUUUGCUGAUGUUGUACAGGAUUUGCUUCAGAGAAACCACUUGGAACUUCUCAAGUUUACUGGAUCAAGUUAUCAAGAAGUUUUAGAAAUUCAGAGAGCUGUUGGUAAAGCCAUCAUUCCCAAGGUGCAAACAGUAAGUACUGAUUUCUCUGUACAAAGUGCUGUGUUAUGCAAAAUAUUUGGACACUGUUGAAGUCAUGUUAAGACAGUUAAUGAUAUGAACCUUAGGGUAACAACACUGGAUUUACUGUAUCCAAAAUAAUCUCCAAAGUACUUAAUCACAGCAAACCACUUCUGUUAAAGUUACAGUUACCAUGACACAAUUAGCAAGCAAGCAUGUUUGACUUUUCUGUGGGGGGAGAGGGGGUUAGUGCAGACAUUUCCAUAUUCAAGUUUGUGAAAGAUAUUAUUCAUAGGUUUUUGGGCACUGUUUUCAGGCCUAAAACUAAGAAAUGAAAUUCCUUUCAUGGCUUCCAUCUAUCUUAAAUUGAAUGCUAAUGCUUUCUAGCUGCAAAAAUUGAAUGAUAAUGUUGAUUUAUAAUUAAGCUGUAUAUUUUGUGGUUAGGCCCUUGCCUUGUUUCAAAGAUCAAACAGUCAGAAAUCAUUUCUUCCAACUUCACUUGGUGAUCUUGAUUUGGCACUGCAUGGAGGGCUGAGUUGUGGUACAAUCACUGAAGUAAGCUCUAUACUUCCUUCUUUUUUCCCUUUUAUUCCCAAGAUCUAAAAGUUUUUUCUCCUUCCUGAUAAGCAUACACUUCUUUGUUGAGUGGUUGUGAGAAUUUGAAGUUAAAUCAAGGCAUAUGAUAAUUUUCAUUUUCCUGACUACCUUCUCUAGGAGAGUAUAUCAAAUGAUCACUCCAAAGUCACAGCAUAGGCACAGUUAUCUGAUUUUCCUUUGUAGUGUGAGAAAGACCAGAAGAAUUAUUUUUCAGUAAUGAAUAAAAUGAAAUGAUUCAGAACUGCUGUGUUUCUGUGUGGUUAGCAAAGUGUAGACGUUAAUUGCAAGAGACAAAUAGUUUUUUGCUCACACACCAUAUUGUUGCUUCUGGUGUAACUUAAAAAUUGUAAAUUUGCAAAAUACACUUGUUUUGGAUGUAGCAAGCUGAUCAUUUCCACACACAGGCCAAAGACAGUUUUUUAUCGCCCAGCAAAGGAAUAAAACGUAUUUCUGACUCUUGUCCUGCUACUGCCAGUCAUUUUUGUAUCAUCACAGAAAAAUAUCAUCUUAUUUUGACAGAAUUAUUUUAUAUAAACAGAUUGAGAAUGCAGUCAAGCUAUUAAGGGUGAUUUUGACUUAUCUGUGAGUCUUAAUCUCAUUUUUUUUUAAUGAAACAUAGAUAGCAGGCCCAGCAGGAUGUGGUAAAACACAGUUCUGUAUCAUGCUUAGUGUGCUGGCCACCCUACCUUAUGACAGAGGUGGACUGGAUGGCAGUGUUAUCUACAUUGACACAGAGGCAGCCUUCAGUGCAACAAGGUUGGUUGUCCUGUGUCAAGUCUCUAUUUUAUCACAUAUAAUUAACAAGGUUCCAGGGACAACUCUGACCCCAGCUUAAGAGUUAAAGGCUCAAGGUAGCAUAAACAGGCCUAAGUCCUGUUUUGUGCUGCAAGUUAUGCCUCACCCAAUGUAAGUUUUACCUCAUAAAGCUUAGCUGCAACAGUUCAGUGUCAUCUGAUGUUUGGCAACCAGGUUGUGUCCAGCAUGGGGUAACCUUAGAGAUAGAAGCCUGAUUUUUAUUUUUGUGUGCAGUUUUUUUCAAAUUUCACUGACAUCUGCUUUCUAGAUUGAUUGAAAUGGCAUCCAGUCGGUUUUCAGAUCUUUUCAACUCAAAUGAGUCACUGUUUCAUCUGUCAGAGAGGAUACAUGUGUGCUGGGAAUCUACCUGUAGCUCAUUAUGGGAUAGGUAAGAUAUUUGAUGUAAUGUUAUUGACUGGUGCUUUUCAUGAUUAUUCAUUCAAGAUCUCAUAUCAUGAUUUAUAUUUCUUUAUGUAUUUGUUAAACUACUGAGCACCAAAACUAAAAUGCUAAAGGAAACAAGUAAGAAGAAAAUGCAACUGAAAUUAAAUCUUGAUGGCAAUAAAAAAUCAAGAUACAAGGGGGAACAGUUAUGAAAAAGAAAAGUGUUCAUAUAACCCUUUACACGUUAACGUUAGUAUUUAUAUUCUCCAUACUGUUCUCUUUACAUUCCCUAUGGCACUGAUGAGGAGAAUUUGUUUGACAAUCAGGAGCUACAUAAAUUGGUGAUCAUUUCCUUCAAUGUCAUGACCUUUAUAUUUGAUGUAAGGAUGAUACUGGAAUAAGAAAUUAGAAGCCAGUCUCUUUUGGGCUACGUGUAAAUGGUUAAUAAGUAUUUUCUUAGAACAAGACAAAGGCCAGGCCCACUAAGUGAAGAAAAGAAUGAUUGUGACAUUCAGCCAUCUUGAUUAAAGAAGUUUAGUCAAUAAAUGAUUUGGCCUAAUGGUAACAACAAAGAAUUUUGAUUUUAAAGGAACAAAUUAGUCUAAAUGCACAAUCCAGGGUGGGGUGGGAUGGGUGUACUACGCCAGUCUGGGAAGCCAAGCAUGUCAGUCUCAUUUCCCCUUCCAAUGCUAGCUAUAAAAUGAAUUAAGGAAACCGCUGGACUCACAAAAAUCAGACAGGGUCAUCUCUCUCUUCCUCUAUUGAGGGAGGAAGAGAAAAGACCUUGGGAACGAGGUUGAAAAAAUCUCAAGUUAUACCGGGUGAAACAGACAAAGCAUUUAAUUAUCGCUCGGAAUUGUUUCACUAGGCUUCAGAGACUUGAAGAGGAGGUUAUUUCUAAACGUGUAAAGCUCGUCAUCCUGGACUCCGUCGCUUCGCUUGUAAGGAAAGAAUUUGACAGCAGGCUGUUCAGAAACUUGAACGAAAGAACAGCGCUUCUUUCCAAAGAAGCGGCCAUUUUAAAGUAAGGAGACUUUUCUUGGACAACUAUUUCAAAUAUGUAUGCUUUGCACUAAAAUCAUCUCAUGUACUCUGUAGGUCGUAGAAUAGAUUUUCACAAAUAGCGUGGAAAGAAUUUACGAGCCUCCAUUUAAUACGGGCGCUCCACACGUUCUUACCUAGCAGACAAAGCAAAAUGUGACUUUUGCCGAUCAGGGGCAAGUAGUGGAGCUUGCCUCGACUUUGCCCUUGGGGAUCUUUUCGCACUCUUGAUACUAGUAGCAUGUUUUCCAGCCUUUUCCUACGCCCGUACAUGAAACAUGUUUUGCCGCAUCAUCCUCUUUUCCAUUUAGAAAAACUGUAGGCCUGCCAUGAACAGUCAAAUGUAUGAUGAAACUAAUCGUGGCACAAGAUAAAUCGAAAACUGUUUCUCCAAACACCACUUUUGUCAAGUUUACUUGCUUCCUGUAGGGCGUGCGGUGAACGCGGGAAGAGAUGAAACAAUGUCGAGUGCUUGUCUCUCCACUCUAAAGAGAUAAGCCCCCUCUAAAUGCUUUUCGCACCUUGAAAGGAAAAAGGCUAAUUUAUUUAUCAUGAACUGCAUUUACAUUUGUUUGAACAAACAAAUAGUACACUUGUCUGUCUACUUUUCAGAUAUAUUGCUGAGACGUUCCAUAUUCCGGUAAGAUGUCUAAUAAACGAGGCUAAAGGUAUACUGUACCUGUUCUAAGAACAUACUUUGAAGAAUAACGCGCUUCUGAUCGGCUGAAAACGAGUGCAUUUUUUCAUGUUGCACGAGUGCAAAAUUGUGACUCGAGUGCAAAGUUGUAAUACGAGUGCCAGGUUGUAACACGACUGCAAAUCACCAAUAGCGCUCGAGUAUUGUCGAAAUUUCGUCUGUCUUGACUUGCUGUGAUGGUUUUUUCUUUAAAUUAGUAAUGAGUGAUAACAUGAUUACUCGUGAAUUCGGUGCAAAGAAACGCUUGUAAAUUUUUCAAACACUACAAGGGCCCGUGCAGUGUUGUUGUCAUUGAAAAAUUUACUCGUGCUUAUUUACACCAAAUUGUACUCUAAAUCAAGAUAGUACCUACCAUUAUUUUGCUGUAAAAACCUUGAGUGAAUUACGAAAUAAAAAUUGCAAAGAAAAGAACUGGACGGCAAAAAAAGAGAGGAAGAAGUAAAGGAAGGGAAAAAGGUAGGAUAGCCAUUUGAACGAAACGAUGCAUUUGUAAGCGACCAGCCUUCCUGAUUUAUGAAGUAAUACCAAUUAGGUAAAUUAAUUAUUUCGCAGUCGUCUCGAGAAAUGUAUGGUCGAUUUACGCUUCACAACUUUUUGUUGAGCUGAAAUGUGCCACAAAUGGAACACCUUGAGUCAAUUCUUUGCGUCUCGACUGUUCUAGGUUGUCGUUACUAAUCAAAUCACUACUCGUUUCAUUGGUGCGGGGACUUCCAGUGGAAACGAGGGUUUCCAGGACGUCGACGGCGCAGACGUUGAGCCCGAGGAGGACGAUGGUAGUCACGUGACCGCUGCGUUAGGUAACACGUGGUCACAUGCGGUGAAUACUCGUCUGAUUGUACAGUAUUUGGACGAAAGAUUUCGUCAGGUAUUGACUUUCAAGAUUGGUGAUCUGUCAAUUUUGUCCUGAAAACGAAUCGUUUAAGAAACUCAUUCCUCACUAGAUUCUUCCUUCUUCUUCCUCUUCUUCUAAAAACAGGUUCUGAUUUCCAAAUCUCCAGUGGCGCCGUUUGCAUCGUUUGUUUACACGAUACACGCUCAAGGAUUAGUUUUGGAACGUCAAGAUACGAACUUGAAUCGCCAUGGUAAAUAGCAUGAAACCCUACGUAUAACAAUCCCUAGAUUUUAGAAAUAGGUUUAACCUUAUGACCCUAGGAGUGACCAGCAGACAAUUCUCCUUACAAGGUCACCCCUGAAUCACACAUUAGGGUCAUGAGAAUAAAGGAAAUGAUCGCCAUCUAAAGAAGCUCUUGAUUGUUAAACAGAUCCUCAUUGUUGGCACCUUGGGAAGUGUACAGAGAACAGUGUGGAGAAAAUGCAAACUGAUGUUAAAAGUGCCUUAAAAGAGUAAAAGCACACAUUCACGAAUUCAAUUUAUGAAAUUUCUUCAACAAGAACUGAAGCUUAUUUCGAGGAUUGCGGAAAUAAUCUGUAACAACUCUGAAUUCAAAUUGAGGCACAUGACUUUGAAGUUUACUCUUCCAGAUAAGGCUGAAUGGAAAUUUCAGAUUCAGCAGCCUCAGCUCUUACUCUUGGCUAGUUACACCAAACGGCCGAACCUUCCCAAAGGCACGAACUAAUGUUUACUACAAAGGUCGCACACUCUAUUGAUAAAUGAAAAAAAGCGAGACAGGUUUGUGACCGAUGUCUAAAUAUGAUUUAUUUGUAGGUCUUGGUGGAAAUCCCUCUUUGCAGCCUAUCCAGGUUCGUUCUGCCUUCUGACCGAAGCGGUAACACAUUCUCCUACUGGGAAGUUUAUUGGUGAUCUUUGCUGUACCAUUCUGCAAUAGCAUAAACAGCGACAUGAGCUCGUCGUCGCUUUGAGAAAGAUAUCUCAUGAACCCUUUUUUUCGGCAACACGUAACUGAUAGGUAGCUGCAAAAUGUUUCUGUUGAGAGUCUUCUGAGACUCCGCAGUACGCUUCUGUGUCUCUGUUUUUUCGGAAAGGCUCAAGAAUUUUAAUUCUCACUAUUUUCUCGAUCGCGUAGCCCCAUUUAAGAUUAGAAAUGCUAUGUAGUUCUUUCCCUGAGGUAUAUUUAUAUUUCAAAUGAAUAAAGGGGUAAGUUUCUAAAGAAACUGUGGUGCUGCGUCGGUGGGAGAGUAUAGCAGGU
This is a messenger RNA of Pocillopora meandrina, 6589 nucleotides long. Lineage: Eukaryota; Metazoa; Cnidaria; Anthozoa; Scleractinia; Pocilloporidae. The record is from the annotation of a GenBank genome assembly.